UCAAUUCUGUAUUUUUCCUUUAGGAUAAUAUGCAAAAACAUCACAAUCAAAAUACAUAUCUAUAGCCUUGGUGUAUUUUUGGACUCCUUUUUCAUUGGCUACAAGUCUGACUUUCUGUCAGGACCAUUUUGAGGCUUAUCAUUACUGGACUCAUCAUUACCUGCCUACAUUUUGAUACAUCGUGAAUUGUCUUUUUCACAAUUUGCUUAAAAGCUGGAUCCAGAGUGCCCAAAAACUCAUCGAAGUGCCUUCAGUUUUUGAAGUUUAUUUAAACUUUUUGGAGUACAGCAGUAGUACCAGGCUUCUUUGCCCAUAAAGAAGAAAAAUGAUUCCUAAUGGAUACUUAGUUUUUGAAGAUGAGAAUUUCAUUGAGUCAUCUGUGGCCAAACUCAAUGCUCUGCGAAAAAGUGGGCAGUUCUGUGAUGUUAAACUGCAGGUGUGUGGACAUGAGAUGCUGGCUCAUAGAGCUGUUCUUGCUUGCUGUAGUCCUUACCUAUUUGAAAUUUUCAACAAUGAUAGUGAUCCCCAUGGGUUUUCUCAUGUGAAGUUUGAUGACCUAAACCCAGCUGCAGUUGAAAUCUUGAUGAAUUAUGCCUACACUGCACAACUUAAAGCAGAUAAAGAACUGGUAAAAGAUGUGUAUUCAGCUGCCAAAAAACUGAAGAUGGAUCGAGUGAGGCAGGUUUGUGGUGAUUAUAUACUGUCCAGGAUGGAUGUCCAGAAUUGCAUUUCUUAUCGAAACUUUGCCAGCCAAAUGGGAGACACUCGGCUUCUGGGCCAGAUUGACAGUUGCAUUCAGGAAAACUUGUUGGAGAUUUCAGAGCAAGAUGAAUUUUUAAAACUUCCACGACUAAAGUUGGAGGUGAUAUUGGAGGAAAAUGUCUCCUUGCCAAGCAAUGGUAAAGUUUACACAAAGGUAAUCAACUGGGUGCAACGUAGUGUCUGGGAGAAUGGAAAAAACCUGGAAGAACUGAUGGAAGAGGUUCAAACCUUGUACUACACUGCUGAUCACAAAAUGCUUGAUGGGAGCGUACUAGAUGGACAGGCUGAAGUGUUUGGCAUUGAUGAUGACCACAUUCAGUUUGUACAGAAGACAUCUCCGCGGGAGAACAGCCACCGACAGAUACAUAGCAUGUCUUCUGGAAUUCUGAGUACUCCAGUGCAAACAAACAAAGAUGAGUGGAAAAUCAUUGCAUCGGAGAAAACAACAUGCACUACAUAUCUUUGUUUGGCUGUCUUAAACGGUGUGCUGUGUGUCAUUUUCAUUCAUGGCCGCAAUAGUCCCCACAGUUCACCCGUCAGCACUCCAUGUCUAACCAAGAGUAUCAGUUUUGAGGUUCAAGUUGAAGAUGGCAAGCUCUUGCCCCCCAUGCAGUAUGCCCGCUCUGGUCUAGGAACAGCAGAGCUGAAUGGCAAACUCGUUGUUGCUGGUGGCUACAAUCGUGAGGAGUGUUUAAGAACAGUAGAAUGCUUUGAUCCUGCCACGGAUGGAUGGAUUUUCAUUGCUCCAAUGAGGACUCCGCGUGCAAGAUUUCAGAUGGCUGUGUUGAUGGGCCAACUGUAUGUAACUGGUGGGUCCAAUGGCCACUCGGAUGAGCUUUGCUGUGGUGAGACAUAUAAUCCAAAUACCAAUGAGUGGACCCCUGUGCCAGAGCUCCGAACCAAUCGUUGUAAUGCAGGUGUCUGUUCUUUAAAUGGAAAGUUGUAUAUUGUUGGUGGCUCGGAUCCAUAUGGACAGAAAGGAUUGAAAAACUGUGAUGCCUUUGACCCAGUAUCAAAAACCUGGACAAAUUGUGCUCCUCUAAUUACACGUAGACAUCAAGCUGCUGUAUGUGGACUGGAUGGAUACCUAUAUGUAGCUGGAGGUGCAGAGUCCUGGAACUGUCUGAACACUGUAGAACGCUAUAAUCCUGAAAACAACACAUGGACUCUUGUUUCACCCAUGAAUAUGGCUCGCCGUGGAGCAGGAGUAGCUGUGUAUGAUGGAAAAAUCUUUGCUGUGGGAGGAUUUGAUGGAACCCAUGCACUCAGCUGCGUUGAGAUGUUUGAUCCAGCCAAAAAUGAGUGGAAAAUGAUGGGAAGCAUGACAUCAGCAAGGAGUAAUGCUGGGGUUGCUGCUGUGAACAGGCUCCUGUAUGCUGUGGGAGGCUUUGAUGGCAAUGCAUUUCUGAACAACGUGGAAGUGUACAACCCAGAAACCAAUGAAUGGAGCCCAUACACCAAAACAAAUCUGUCCAGUUUAUAAAGUUUAGCCUUUUCUUUGCAGCUUAAGUUUAGUGAAGUAAUUUGUGUACUUGUUUUGGGGUGGGUGUGGUUGGGUGGGACGGGAAGGGGAGGGAUGGAGAAUGAUUACAAUUUGGAUGUCUAUGGUUGGGCUGUAGCUAUUUAGAACAACUUAAAGCAUGACUUCUGGGUUUUACUAGUAACAACAGCCACCUUUUUGGAAUUGCUUAUAAUAAUUACAAUGAGCUGUAAAUACUGUUGUCCCAGGAUGUAGGUGUUUGUUGUGUAUUCCAAGUGAGUUUAUGGUUAAGUGCAAACCUGGUAUGCAGAAAACAAUUUCAAAAUUUGGAUAAUAGGAAAUAUGUAUUUUUAGAGCUUCCCCAGAGUUUUGUUUUGCAGCAUUUGCACAUUUUCAUCAUGAAGUUCUGGUUAGAAAUGCAGCAGUUAUGAUAAAUUUGAGAUGGAGGGAAGGGACCAGGAAAGCAAAGAAGCAGGCGUUGUCUUUCUUGCCUCAAGUGUUUCAACUAGUCAUGGAUGUACUGACCAGCCUGCCAAUUAAUGCAUUUUUGUUUGGAUUAAAUGUUUUAUGAUCACUUUUUAUAACAAUUUUUGUACCUGGAUGAAUAUACUAUAUAAAAUAAAAUCAGAUAGUGUUUUGAAACCAUUUAAACUAAAGCUUACAACUAGAUGAGGCAUCAGAGUGGGACAUUUAACCUCUUCAAGGAGAAUUUUAUGUAUGUUUUGCCUCUGCUAUAACUUAUUGUACUGCGCUGUAAAUGCUUGAUAAACUUGAGGGUUUAUUGGAUGUGAAAUUGUAUUAGGAUUCAAGUGAAGGAUUGAAAAGCACCUGAGAGAGAAUCAUUUUGUUACAAGCUCUGUAGCUAACAUUCCUAAAACAUUAGACGACCUAGAAAAUUAAAUAAUUAAACUCUUUGCUUCA
Molecule: messenger RNA, 3163 nt
Organism: Rhincodon typus (whale shark)
Lineage: Eukaryota; Metazoa; Chordata; Chondrichthyes; Orectolobiformes; Rhincodontidae
Gene: ivns1abpa
Product: influenza virus NS1A binding protein a
Exons: 14
Coding region: 326-2245 (639 amino acids)
Molecular function (GO): protein binding
Source: RefSeq, a predicted model, not a curated record